AUGGAAUAUGUAGGAGAAGUGUUGCGCCGAGCCGUCGCAGAGGAUCGAAUUCGUACCCGCUGCGAGUCCCGAAACUACAUGCUGGAGGUUCGAGAAAACUAUGCAAACAUGGUUCUUCACACCUAUAUCGAUGCAACUCAUUUCGGAAAUGAAUCGAGAUUCGUAAAUCAUUCCUGUGAUCCCAAUUGUGCAGUUCACAUCAUACGUACUUCAACACUGUUCCCUCAUGUUGUUCUUGUUGCCCUACGUGAUAUUCAAGAAGGAGAAGAAAUCUGCUUUCAUUAUGGUGGCAGCAACGCUGUUUCGUCGUGUAAAUGCCACUGCAACGCACCAAAUUGUCAGGGCUAUGUUCCAUUUUCCCUAUCCAUUGUUUGA
Messenger RNA from Blastocystis hominis, 375 nucleotides. RefSeq lists its product as hypothetical. The coding region runs from base 1 to 375 and encodes 124 amino acids. The transcript is spliced from 2 exons. Gene Ontology annotation, biological process: regulation of DNA-templated transcription. Lineage: Eukaryota; Bigyra; Opalinata; Blastocystidae. Gene Ontology annotation, molecular function: histone H3K36 methyltransferase activity; protein binding. The record is from RefSeq and is a predicted model, not a curated record. Gene Ontology annotation, cellular component: nucleus; chromatin.